This is a messenger RNA of Pestalotiopsis fici W106-1, 1698 nucleotides long. RefSeq lists its product as uncharacterized. Gene Ontology annotation, molecular function: transmembrane transporter activity. The record is from RefSeq and is a predicted model, not a curated record. NCBI's taxonomy places the organism in Eukaryota, Fungi, Ascomycota, Sordariomycetes, Amphisphaeriales, Sporocadaceae. The transcript is spliced from 3 exons. Gene Ontology annotation, biological process: transmembrane transport. Bases 1 to 1698 code for a protein of 565 amino acids.
AUGUCGGAAGAAAAGGUCGGACGGGAUUCAUAUUCACUAUCACACGAAAACGAUGACCUCGAGUUGCACGAACUGGCAGAUGUUGCCGACACCGAGGCUCUUUUAGAAAAAACAGAUGAAGAAUCACAACCACCGCAACAAAAGGACGGGCCGGUGACAUGGCUCUCGCUUCCCCGAAAAGAUCAACUUGCCAUAUUAUUCCUCUGUCGCUUCGUCGACUUUCUCCAAGUAGCCUCUCUCCAGGCCUACGUCUUUUACCAACUCAGAAGCCUCGACGGCACAAAGUCCGACUCGGAAAUCUCUGCCCAGGUCGGCAUCCUUCAGGGCUCGUCCACGGGCGCCCAGGUGCUGACGGCGAUACUAUGGGGCAAGGCGGCUGAUGCGACGUGGUGUGGGAGAAAGACCGUCUUGGUCGUUGGCCUUCUCGGCACGGCAGUCUCAUGCCUCGGGUGCGGCUUCGCCAGCAGCUUCUACUGGGCAGUGUUUUGGCGUGCUCUCGGAGGCGCAAUCAACGGAUUAGUUGGUAUUAUCCGUACCAUGAUUGCCGAGAUUACGGUACAAAGAAAAUACCAGUCUCGAGCAUUCCUGAUUCUGCCCAUGAGCUUCAACGUGGCGGGUAUUCUCGGACCUUUACUCGGCGGUUAUCUCGCGGAUCCUUCUCGAAACCUGCCCUCUCUGUUUGGCGAGGGCUGCGUCUUUGGCUCGCGAAUGGUUGAAAAAUAUCCUUACGCCUUGCCCGGUAUCAUCAACGCUAUUCUCCUCAGUGUCACUGCCGCCAUUGUGUUCUUGGGACUCGAAGAAACCCUCAAGUCAAAGAAGAACUUCUUUGAUUGGGGGCUUUAUAUUACCGCCCGGGCAAAGCAAAUCAUCCUCCGACGACCGAUUGACCAAGGCUUCUCUCGACUCCGAACCACGGACACUUUUGAGGAGCAACCUUUCGUUCCCAAGGAGGUUGCCGAUAUCAAGGCACAAACUCCGGAGAAGCCGGCCAAAGUGCUUCCCUUCAACCGUAUUUGGACACGCAAUGUUAUCCUGACUCUCGUUACCGGCGCCUUUUAUGAUUUUCAUCUUGGUGCCUUUACCAAUCUCUGGACUCUUUUCCUUUCGACGCCCCGCGUCGCUUCGGUCGUUCAGCAGCUGCCAUUUUCUUUCACGGGUGGUCUGGGCAUGCCUUCCUCCAUGGUCGGCAACGCAACCUCGAUACUGGGCAUUCUCGGCAUGCUGCUACAGAUAUGCCUGUACCCGCCAGUACACGCUCGGCUCGGCACCCUACGUUCAUUCCAGUGGUUCCUGAUUCUGUUUCCCAUUGCCUACUUCUUUGCUCCCUACCUCGCCGUCCUGCCGUCCUCGUCCGAGGCGCCCGAGCCGGCGUCGGGAGCCUUCAUCUGGGCCGGCAUCAUCUUUGUGCUCUUCUUCCAGGUGGUGGCCCGCACCAUGACGCUGCCGGCGAGCAUCAUUCUGCUCAACAACUGCAGCCCGCACCCGAGCGUGCUGGGCACGAUCCACGGCCUCGGCCAGAGCACCUCGGCCGGCUUCCGCACCGUCGGCUUGCUGGUCAGUGGGUGGUGGUACGGCGCCGGCCUCGACAUGAAUGUUGUCGGCGCCAGCUGGUGGGGCGUCACGGGCAUGUCGACGUUGGGAUGCGUUGCAGCCAUGUUUAUAUAUGAGGGCAGCGGACAUGAGAUCAUGUUGGAUUAA